This is a messenger RNA of Dreissena polymorpha, 2152 nucleotides long. RefSeq names its product ubiquitin-conjugating enzyme E2 D4-like. The coding region runs from base 145 to 588 and encodes 147 amino acids. The transcript is spliced from 6 exons. The record is from RefSeq and is a predicted model, not a curated record. NCBI's taxonomy places the organism in Eukaryota, Metazoa, Mollusca, Bivalvia, Myida, Dreissenidae.
AAUAUCACUACAACCUACAUGCCAUAAUUGGUAUGUUGUUCGGUUCUAGUGGUACACAAAUAAAUAAACAGGACUCAGCUGUCACUGAUUAUCCUAAGUAAAACGCAAAUCGUUGGUUCUUCUUAACGUAUCGAUUAGCAGACUAUGGCACAAAAACGACUCUCAAAGGAGUUGAAAGACAUUAUCAAUGAUCCACCGCCAGGCUGUUCAGCUGGGCCAGAAAAUGAUGAUUUGUUUCAUUGGUCAGCUUCACUCACUGGACCGGAUGGGAGCCCAUAUCAGGGAGGCGUUUUCUUUCUCAAGAUGAUUUUUCCUACAGACUAUCCAUUCAAACCUCCCAAGGUGAUGUUUACAACUAAGAUCUACCACCCAAACAUCAACACUUCAGGCAGUAUAUGCUUGGAUAUUCUUAGAUCUCAAUGGUCUCCUGCCCUCACUGUUGGCAAAGUCCUGUUGUCGAUAUUAGCUCUCAUGUCAGAGCCCAAUCCAGACGACCCAUUGGUGCCAGACAUAGCAAACUUGUUCAAGAAAGACAAGAAGAAGUACGAACACACUGCUCGGGAAAUGACUAAAAAACAUGCGACUUAAGAAACAUUGUUGUAAAUGUGAUCAUUUGAAUAAUGUCGUGCAAAAAUGGGUCUUAUGCCAUAUGCAACAAAUGUAGUUUUAGGUUUUAUGGUCUCAUAAGAGAAUUGGGUAGUUCCUGACCAGACUGCACAGAGCUACUCUGUCAGAAAACAGCAGAAGACCAAUUUUUGCAUGAUGCAGAUCAUUUUUAAGUGUGAAUCGAGUUAAUUCGCACUGCAUCAUGUGUAUGUGGACAAAGUCCAAACUUUUUAUGAAAAUUUCCUUUAAAUGGAAUAAGAUAUUAUGAUUUAUAUGUAUUUGAUUGAAACAGUGUAUAGAAAUGUUUCGAAUCAUUUAUAUAUUUAAAUUAAGAAUUAUAAAUUUUUGUUGGAUAAGUUCCAUAAAAUGUCAUUAUGAGCAAGCCUCAGUAUUUUGUUAUUUAUAUUGUGGAACAGUCCUGCCUUAGUUUGAGAUUGAACACAGAAGACUGGUAGUAUUAGGACAAAAUGUGGAAAAUAUUAAAUCAACAAUUGAUAACUACCAGUGAACAUGUACAUAACGCUAUUCAAACUGUCAGUGCUUAUUGAAUACAAUAAACAUUUUCAUUUAACAAUGUUUGUUUCAUAAUUUGUUGACAUUUGAUUUCAUUGUUAUUGAUAUUUUGAUUCCUAUUUCUUAGAAGGGUGGCUAGUACAUGUAGAUGCAGUGAAGCGUCAUUAAGUCUGUCAAGCAUGAGUUUUUCAAUGAUGCAAUCUUAUGUGUUUAUUUUAAAUUUCAAAAUAAUUUCUUUAACUUGUUGUCCUAAUAUUUUCUAAAUGUUACAAAACGGUCUAACUGCAAUGUAUUAGUUUUGCACGAAUCUUUAAGUAAAUGAGCCUCGGUCAGUUAAAACUGGGCAUAAUGCAUGUGCGUAAAGUGUCGUCCCAGAUUAGCCUGUGCAGUCCGCACAGGCUAAUCAGGGACGACACUUUCCGCUUUUAUCAUAUUUUUUGUUUAAAUGAAGUCUCCUCUUUGCAAAAAUCCAAUUUAGGCGGAAAGUGUCGUCCCUGAUUAGCCUGGAUGACACUUGACGCACAUGCAUUAUGCCCAGUUUUCCAAGACCAGGGCUCAAAUGAUGUUCAUUUGCCCGCCUUUGAUUAAGUGAUACACUCUACUUUUUCCACGCUUGUACCUGUGUAUUUCACAACUUGCAGUGUAAAUGAUGUCCCUAAGUAAAUUGCAUGUUACAGAGAACAAGAUAGAAGUAAGAACAAUUGGAAAAUAUAUAUAUAUACUUUAUUACUGAAAACGGAAAGAAAACCUGCUUUAGUUUGUUGCCAAACUGUUAUAUACAACAAUAUCAAUUAAUAUCACUGAUUUGAAGACAGAUCAAAUUAUUUUUUACUGGCUUUUACAUACAUUUACUAACUGUUUUACUCAGUUUUUUGUGAUAGUUGUCCAUUAAAUGUAUUUGAAAUUUUGUUGUGCGAUAGUUAUGUGUGGGUGCUAAUUUGUUAAAUUUUCAAGGUUUAUUCCAAUUAUUUAUAUGACCAUGCUGGUUUAUGAAUUGAGUGCUUUACAGGAACAUUAAAAAUGAUUUUACCUA